Spea bombifrons (plains spadefoot toad) is the source of this 2350-nucleotide messenger RNA. It is a transcript of the gene HDAC1, whose product is annotated as histone deacetylase 1. The coding region runs from base 118 to 1572 and encodes 484 amino acids. The transcript is spliced from 14 exons. Lineage: Eukaryota; Metazoa; Chordata; Amphibia; Anura; Pelobatidae. Gene Ontology annotation, molecular function: histone deacetylase activity. The record is from RefSeq and is a predicted model, not a curated record.
CAGCUGUCUGUCUUGUUGCUGGGUGUUGGAGCAUUGUGGUGAUUGGCUGCGGAGAGAAUCCUUCUGGCGGACGUUAGGCCGGCGAGCUGAAGAGGACUCCUGACUCGAGGAAGGAAAAUGGCGUACAGUCAGGGAACAAAGAAAAAAGUGUGUUAUUACUACGAUGGUGAUGUUGGAAACUAUUAUUAUGGACAAGGUCAUCCCAUGAAACCUCAUAGAAUUCGUAUGACACACAAUCUACUUCUUAACUAUGGCCUGUACCGUAAGAUGGAAAUCUAUAGACCUCAUAAAGCAAAUGCAGAAGAAAUGACCAAAUAUCACAGCGAUGAUUACAUCAAAUUCCUGCGGUCCAUUCGGCCAGAUAACAUGUCGGAGUACAGCAAGCAGAUGCAAAGGUUUAAUGUUGGAGAGGACUGUCCUGUAUUUGAUGGCUUGUUUGAGUUCUGUCAGUUGUCGACAGGUGGAUCUGUAGCAAGUUCUGUUAAGCUGAACAAACAGCAGACAGACAUUGCAGUAAACUGGGCUGGCGGCCUUCACCAUGCCAAGAAAUCAGAGGCCUCUGGAUUCUGUUACGUGAACGACAUUGUUCUUGCCAUCUUGGAAUUGCUUAAGUAUCACCAGCGGGUUUUGUAUAUAGAUAUUGACAUUCACCAUGGUGAUGGUGUGGAAGAAGCAUUCUACACCACAGACAGGGUCAUGACUGUCUCCUUUCACAAGUAUGGAGAAUAUUUCCCUGGCACUGGGGAUCUGAGGGAUAUUGGGGCUGGAAAAGGAAAAUACUAUGCAGUAAACUACCCUUUACGGGAUGGAAUUGAUGACGAGUCUUAUGAAGCCAUAUUUAAACCGGUGAUGUCCAAAGUAAUGGAAAUGUACCAGCCCAGUGCGGUGGUUCUGCAGUGUGGGGCCGACUCGCUUUCUGGGGACAGACUUGGGUGUUUUAACUUGACCAUAAAGGGUCAUGCUAAAUGUGUGGAGUUUAUGAAGACCUUUAACCUUCCAUUACUGAUGCUUGGUGGGGGAGGUUACACUAUCCGAAAUGUUGCCCGCUGCUGGACCUUUGAAACGGCUGUAGCACUGGAUACAGAGAUCCCCAACGAGCUUCCAUACAAUGAUUACUUUGAAUACUUUGGACCAGACUUCAAGCUACACAUUAGCCCAUCCAACAUGACCAACCAGAACACCAAUGAGUACCUGGAAAAGAUCAAGCAGCGUCUGUUUGAGAACCUACGUAUGCUCCCACAUGCUCCUGGGGUUCAAAUGCAGGCCAUCCCUGAGGACUCGGUACAGGACGACAGUGGAGAUGAGGAUGAGGAAGAUCCAGAUAAACGCAUUUCCAUUCGCUCUUCAGACAAACGAAUUGCUUGUGACGAGGAGUUCUCAGACUCUGAGGACGAAGGAGAAGGUGGUAGAAGGAAUGUGGCCAAUUUCAAAAAAGCGAAACGUGUCAAAACAGAGGAGGAGAAAGAUGCAGAGGACAAAAAAGUAUCUCUUACAGAUAACAAGGAGGAGGAAAAGGUUAAGGAAGAGAAGACAGAGGCCAAGCGGGUAAAAGAAGAGACUAAAUCUGCCUGAGUGCUCCUGGUAGACGAAAGAGAUCCCGAGACCAAGUGAUCCUUGUGGUUUUAUAUUUUAUAUUGCCUGUACAGAAACAUUUAUAUAAAAUAUGAAGACCUGGACUGGCUAAGUUAUUUGUUCCAGAGGCUAUUGUGGGAGGAAAGGGGGGAUAAUGUUAAGAGGGAAUUUUCAUAAUGCCUCUAGUAUGAAUGUGUUUUUAGAGUUAAAUAGUACACUUGGUCUGUGUUGCAGUAGCACGAGCCCUGCUUCUCUAAUGCAAGAAAGAGAUUAACUGUCAACCUUGGUUUUUACUCUGUUUUAAUGCAAUGCCGUAAGAAACGGUGCAUUAUGGGAACAUCCCUGCCAGUUCCCACGUAAACACUCCUGCUGUUGUCCACAACCAAACUGCUCUGCUUUCAUACAUUGGGAGAGAGAAAUUCACCUUUAGGCUCAGGGUUUAGUUAGUAAGGAAGAUGGGGGACCCUGCUGUCUUCCAUUUGGUGGUAACCAUAUGCUUGUAGGAGGGGGGGUGCAUGUCCCCUUUCCUAAAAGUUUUCAGGGAUUCCUUGUUGACCAUUGCUGCUAACUCAUUUCGAUGUUAUGAAGCAGAAGGUGUGAGGAGGUGGAGAAGCCUGCUCAGCAGUUAUGGGCUUGAAUUACGCUUUGGGCUUCAUAUAAGUGGGGGUUAAGAUAUUUGGAGCAAAGGGGAUGCAGGGUUUUUAUGUCCAUUGUGUGCUGGAAUUUUUUUAUGGUAAAUUGUGGAGAAUCUUUUGUAAUAAUAAAAUGUUAUAGAACA